Rattus rattus (black rat) is the source of this 479-nucleotide messenger RNA. Its product is annotated as ubiquitin-60S ribosomal protein L40-like. Gene Ontology annotation, biological process: modification-dependent protein catabolic process; protein ubiquitination; translation. Gene Ontology annotation, cellular component: cytoplasm; nucleus; ribosome. Gene Ontology annotation, molecular function: protein tag activity; ubiquitin protein ligase binding; structural constituent of ribosome. The transcript has a single exon. The record is from RefSeq and is a predicted model, not a curated record. Lineage: Eukaryota; Metazoa; Chordata; Mammalia; Rodentia; Muridae. Bases 36 to 422 code for a protein of 128 amino acids.
CUCUUCAACGAGGCGGCCGAGCGGCAGACACCAAUAUGCAGAUCUUCGUGAAGACCCGGAUGGGUAAGACCAUCACUCUUGAGGUCGAGCCCAGUGACACCAUCGAGAAUGUCAAGGCCAAGAUCCAAGACAAGGAAGGCAUCCCCCCUGACCAGCAGAGACUGAUCUUUGCUGGCAAACAGCUGGAGGAUGGCUGCACCCUGUCCGACUACAACAUCCAGAAAGAGUCCACCUUGCACCUGGUGCUGCGUCUUCGCGGUGGCAUCUUCGAGCCGUCCCUUCGUCAGCUUGCCCAGAAGUACAACUGUGACAAGAUGAUCUGCCGCAAGUGCUACGCACGCCUGCACCCCCGUGCAGUCAACUGCCGCAAGAAGAAGUGCGGCCACACCAACAACCUGCGCCCCAAGAAGAAGGUCAAAUAGAGCUGGGCCAUACCUGGCCUGUGACCCCGGGACCAAAUAAAGUCCCCUUCCAUCGAC